Messenger RNA from Bufo gargarizans (Asiatic toad), 1096 nucleotides. RefSeq lists its product as uncharacterized. NCBI's taxonomy places the organism in Eukaryota, Metazoa, Chordata, Amphibia, Anura, Bufonidae. The record is from RefSeq and is a predicted model, not a curated record. Bases 133 to 753 code for a protein of 206 amino acids. The transcript has 10 exons.
CGGGGAGCAGGUGAACUUUGAUAGAAGCAAUAACCAUAAGGAAGGAGGCAAAGUUCAGGAGGCUGGAGACCUUCCUGCUGCAGGAUCCCGCUGGAGCUGCCACCUGGCGUACCCACCUGCCCCUGGUGCCAGAUGAGCUGGGGAUCACCUGGAGAUAUGGAUCAGGGAGGCCACGGACAGAUUUCUGGGAUUCUGGAGAAGAGGCGGCAAAAUCUGAAAUUCCAUUGGAGGACAUACCAGUUUACACUUGAAGGGGCCAAGCUGUCAUAUUUCAAGAUGCGAGGAAGCAAUGUCAAAGAGGGGGAGCUCUGGGGCACCAUUGAAAUCCGAGAUGUGCAGUCAUUGGUUUGUGUGGAGACGAUGGCAUCCCGACACCCCAUGGAGAUAACCCUGCGGAGCGGAAAAGUCAUUUUACUGGCUGCAAGCAGCAACGAGGAGAGGAUGAGGUGGCUGCAGGCGAUACAGGAGAGCAUGGUGUCCAUCAGGAAAAGUAAUCGCCGCUCCUCGGAUACCCCUGUCGUGCGGGAAAGGUCUACAGAUUUUAGCCGAGGAAUCCGUGACUGGAUGAGUAAGUCCAAUCCUGGGAGUGAAACCGGAAGCCCGAUCAGUGCUGAAGCCACCGAUGAAAUAACAGACCUGGAUUCCUUCAUUGACCAUACCUUUAGUGGGAUCACCUUUAACAGGCAGUCCCAGCAAAAAAAGAUGUCCUCGACGGCAAGCCAAGAUGCAGAGAGCAGCAGUCACAACACAUGACAAACAGGAGUGGUGCAUUAUAACGAUUGUCACAUACGGCAUCUUCUUCAUUCAGUCUUGAAGAUCCUUCUCCUCCUGUAUAUGAAGAGCCCCAUUUUCUUGUAGCUGAUCAUAGACUUUCCCAUUUUGCCAGACACGUGCGGUGAGCGCCCCCUGCGGCUCUGGAGGGUCUCCUGUGUGUCAGACGGUCUGAUGCUGUGAGCGCUCCGCAGGGUCUGCAGAGACUUGUGUGCUGAUAAUCAUUUCUGUAGACGUCUUAUUACUGAGGAAACGAGAGGGAAGAAGGAAAGAUGAAAAUAAAGCGCUGACAUUUAAAAAAUUACUUUGAAAGUAAAAUCUUGUG